This is a messenger RNA of Ceutorhynchus assimilis (cabbage seed weevil), 342 nucleotides long. The record is from the annotation of a GenBank genome assembly. Lineage: Eukaryota; Metazoa; Arthropoda; Insecta; Coleoptera; Curculionidae.
UUUUCAGCACGUUUUGAGUCAGUUUGUUCAGAUUGAUGAGUCAGAAAGAGAAUGGAAAAUGCGAGAAGAUUGGGGAAGAGUUUUCAGGUUUUGGCUACAAACAAACCAAUCGCGUGUUUGUUCCAAACAUUUCAGGAGCAAGGAUUACUUUCCUGCCAAAGCCCAAAGAUGAAUAAGCGUCCGAGACCUAAUCUCGGUAUUGCGGUGCCGUCCGUUGUCGAGUCGAGCAGCAAGGCGUCAAGAAAAUAGAGACAGAGAAGCCUCGGAACAAACUAAUAGAAUGAAUGAAAUGCAAGAAGGCUAUUUACAUUUUUAAUAACAAUAAAAACAGUUUUAAUUGAA